AUGGCGCUCGGUGCCGUGUUGGAACCUCUGAUCGUGGUCAGCUUGUUGGCCUUUGGCACCAUCGUCAACCGCAACAGAAGCCGCGCUGUCCUGGCCCGCUCACCACUCUCCACGAGCCGACCCGAACCGUGGCAGCACCUCAAAUACAGCGCCGAUUCAGAGGAUGAGGACGUCGAGGCUGGUAGAGGCAAGGAGGACGAGCGCACCUUGCUGCCCUCGUCACUGAGUCGGUCUAGCAAUAGCUCGAGUAGCACACUGGCAGAGGACCUCUCCACCGACAACAAGGUGACUUCGAAGUGGCAGAAACGGAGGUUGCGCUUCAUGGGGUGCUGCAACGGUUUCCCAUUCCUCGCUGAGGUCUGGUACUGGGCUCUUAUCUACUGGGUAUAUCAACUCGGACGAGCCUUCACUGCCGUGACACUCCAAGAAGACACCGUCGACACUGCCCGCGAGCAUGGGCUCCAGGUCAUCCGCCUCGAACAGGCCCUGGGCAUCUUCGUCGAGCCCGCUGUGCAGCAAUGGUUUCUCGAGCGCCCCACGCUCAUGCGGUGGACAAACAAGACGUACUCGUUCAUACACAUCCCCGGCACAAUCCUCUACCUCAUCGUGCUCUACCACAUCACGACCGCGAGGCCACGACACAAGUUGCAGGAAGAACACGGCGGGAAAUCGGUGCUUGAGAACUGGAGAGACCUUGCGCCGCCUUUCGGGCCCGCCAUCUUUGAACGGAGGCGGAGGACCAUGGCCAUGUGUAACUUGCUCGCCUUCAUCGUCUUUACCCUCUGGCCAUGCAUGCCGCCGCGGUUGCUGAGCGAUCCGAGCUACAUGGGCGAGUACGCGCAGGAGGCCAAGAGCUUUGGGUUUGUGGAUACUGUCCACGGCGCCGACGGCGACAGCAGUGUUUGGACGACCAACCGGUUCUGCAACCAAUACGCUGCCAUGCCUUCCCUUCACUUCGGUUACUCCUUCCUCGUCGGCCUUACCAUUGCCGCCGUGCCCCUGAGGAGGCGUGGCCGGUUCGGAUGGAGGCGUCUGGCCAUCGUUGGCCUCGGCAUGGUCUACCCUGCCGUCAUCUUGACCGCAAUCGUUGCAACGGCAAACCAUUAUAUCCUGGAUGCGGUCGCUGGCGCCAUCGCCUGCUUGCUUGCCUGGAACUUCAACGACCUCCUGCUGAACCUACUGCCCCUGGAGGACUAUUUCUUGGCGUUGGUCAGGAUACCGCGAAUGGUAGUGGUUGCUAGGAAAACCACCUAA
Molecule: messenger RNA, 1254 nt
Organism: Chaetomium globosum CBS 148.51
Lineage: Eukaryota; Fungi; Ascomycota; Sordariomycetes; Sordariales; Chaetomiaceae
Exons: 5
Coding region: 1-1254 (417 amino acids)
Biological process (GO): inositol phosphoceramide metabolic process; sphingolipid biosynthetic process
Cellular component (GO): inositol phosphoceramide synthase complex
Molecular function (GO): inositol phosphoceramide synthase activity
Source: RefSeq, a predicted model, not a curated record